AUGCUGUCUCUGUCCCCAUUAACAGUAUCCUCCUCCUCCCUUGGUACAAAUGACGCCGAAUCGUCGAAGAAGUCUGUCGGUAACCCCGAGUCACUCUCAUCGGUAGAGGCAGCAACGGACUGUGAUUCGCACCUGCCGUUUGAAAUCCCCGGUGCCGUGGUGUUAUCUGCCCCCUCCCUCCCUGUCCUUCAAGAAGCUGCGAACGAGCUCUAUCGCCAAAUCAACUCCGACCCGUCUUGCACGAACCAGUACAUCAUCGUGUUGAACAUAUCCCAGCCUUUGCAGGAGGUCAUAGGUGGAGAUCGGAAUCCUCUUGAGGUUCCGUACAGAUUGACACUUGACGAAAAGCACCAGAGAGGGGUUAUUCGGAUAAUUCCCUCGAAAGCGCAUGAGCGCGUUACGCAGUCAUUUUCAGCCCAACUCAUCCGGAACAAUCCUUCUGACGAUGACGACUGGCCUUCGCUCGUGAUAGAAACUGGUCUUUCAGAAUCCGAAGCGCAACUCCGGAACGAUGCACACUGGUGGUUUUCCAAUUCCGGCUACCAAGUCAAACUGGUUCUACUCAUUCAUAUCCAGAGAUCUCCCCAGCGUAGAGUUGUCUUGAAACUCUACAGCCUCAGGCCUACCACCGCCAGAAUCACUCGUGGACUACAGGUAGAAGUGGGGCGCACCCUGCUCGAUGACCCUGCGUCAUCUCAAGCAGUCCCGCCAACCCAGUUACGACCUCACCUAGCGGCGAGAGAGAUCGUCGUUACGUCAAGCAAUGUUGAGAAUGCCCCGCUUGAGCUAGAGUUCGAAUCCGUCAUGCGCCGCCCACCCGCCCCUAACACGAAGGAGAGAAAUAUUAUUUUCACGGCUGAGGAUCUUACAUCGUGCUGCCGCCAUCCAAUGUCUUUCCGGUAG
Messenger RNA from Penicillium bovifimosum, 903 nucleotides. RefSeq lists its product as uncharacterized. Bases 1 to 903 code for a protein of 300 amino acids. Lineage: Eukaryota; Fungi; Ascomycota; Eurotiomycetes; Eurotiales; Aspergillaceae. The record is from RefSeq and is a predicted model, not a curated record. The transcript has 2 exons.